This is a messenger RNA of Nerophis lumbriciformis (worm pipefish), 2717 nucleotides long. RefSeq names its product phosphoribosyl pyrophosphate synthase-associated protein 2. Lineage: Eukaryota; Metazoa; Chordata; Actinopteri; Syngnathiformes; Syngnathidae. Gene Ontology annotation, molecular function: ribose phosphate diphosphokinase activity; ATP binding; magnesium ion binding. Gene Ontology annotation, biological process: purine nucleotide biosynthetic process; 5-phosphoribose 1-diphosphate biosynthetic process. Gene Ontology annotation, cellular component: cytoplasm; ribose phosphate diphosphokinase complex. The record is from RefSeq and is a predicted model, not a curated record.
GAUUAAGAGCAGGGGAGGGAGUAGGUGACACCAUUUCAGAAGACUUUGAUGCACAAGAUGGUGCAUUCAUCUCAAGAGACAAGAAGGAUCCAACAUGGAGCAGCUGCAAGGCCUCACAGGAACACCUGCCUGGGCGUCCUCCUCCUGGCAUUUACAAGGCAUCAAUUAUUUGGAAGGGCUCAGCGCAGCGUGGGUGCCCAGGGAUCCACUGCCAGAGUGUGGGGAGAGCAGAGGCCAAGACCCCAGCGACAUGGACCACACCAAGGGCGGCCUGGUUAUCUUCACCGCCAACUCGCACCCCGCGAGUCGCGAAAUGGGGAAGAGGAUUGCAGAGCGAUUAGGGGUGGAGCUUGGGAAAGUGCAGGUUUACCAAGAACCCAACAGAGAAACGCGGGUACAGAUUCAAGAGUCCGUGCGAGGGAAGGAUGUCUUUGUGAUUCAGACGGUGUCCAAAGAUGUGAACACAACCAUCAUGGAGAUGCUGAUCAUGGUGUACGCAUGCAGGACGUCUUGUGCGAAAAGCAUCACCGGCGUCCUCCCGUACUUCCCUUACAGCAAGCAGUGCAAGAUGAGGAAGAGGGGCUCCAUCGUCUCCAAGCUUAUCGCUUCCAUGAUGUGUAAAGCAGGGCUCACACACCUCAUCACUAUGGACCUCCAUCAGAAAGAGAUUCAAGGCUUUUUCAACAUCCCAGUGGACAACCUCAGAGCGUCGCCCUUCUUGCUACAGUAUAUCCAAGAAGAGAUCCCUGACUAUAGGAAUGCCGUGAUUGUGGCCAAAUCCCCUUCAUCUGCCAAAAGGGCUCAGUCGUUUGCCGAACGCCUGCGUCUCGGUAUCGCAGUGAUCCACGGUGAAGCUCAGGAUGCUGAGUCCGACCAGGUCGACGGACGACACUCCCCGCCCGCUGUCAAGACCACUGGAGCCAUCCAUCCCAGCAUGGACAUACCAUUGUUGAUUCCUAAGGAGAAACCUCCCAUCACGGUGGUAGGAGACGUAGGAGGACGCAUCGCCAUCAUCGUGGAUGACAUCAUCGACGACGUCGACAGUUUUGUGGCAGCCGCAGAGACGCUGAAGGAACGAGGCGCCUACAAGAUCUUCGUCAUGGCGACACACGGCAUCCUCUCUUGCGACGCCCCCAAGUUCAUCGAGGAGUCCGCCAUCGACGAGGUGGUGGUGACCAACACCAUCCCCCACGAGCUGCAGAAGCUGCAGUGUCCCAAGAUCAAAACGGUGGACAUCAGCAUGAUCCUGUCGGAGGCCAUCCGCCGCAUCCACAACGGCGAGUCCAUGUCUUAUCUUUUCCGCAACAUCGGAGUGGAUGAUUGAACAAUGUGCGACACACACACACACACACACACACACACACUGUUACAUUUGCCUUGUCAGACCUCAAAGCGUGCACUGAAUACACGCGCGCACACACACACACACACACACACACACACUGAUGUUAAAAAGUUGUUACUUACCGAGUAGAUCCACACUGAUUUAUGUGCUUAAUUCUAUCUGUCCUCUUGUUUCCUACUGCUUCUUUACUUCCUCUCCACGUAUUAGUACUUUUCUCAACAAAGUUUUAUGUCAGAGGCACAUUUUAAUCUUUAAUAACCCAAUUUCCAACAAACGUCGUAUAAAUCGUCGCUCUGACAGAUUUUUUAUUUUAACGAGAGCAGCUCCCAAGUUCUUGAGGAAAUUUGGUUAAAAAGGCAAAGGUUUUGUCCAUUCUUCUCCAUGCCGACCGCUGACGACACACUCGUACAUCUUUGCAAAUUUGUGAGUUUCAUUCCAAACUAAUUGCUCGCCAUGAAUGUCCUCAAGGGAAGAUUGUACCACAAGUGUGCCAGCGCCUUCGCCAGGACGCAACUUUUACACGUCUUCGCCAGCUGAUAAUAAAUCAGGUUUCAUUUUGAUUCUGACAAGAACUGCUGCUUUUUUUAAAUUUAAGUCUAUUUCUGUUGAAUUUGUGUCAAAUACUGUCUUGACUGCUGAGGCGUACUUCACGCACAAGCUAGUGUUUUUGUGUGUCGUUGCCAUAGUUACAGCUUGUGUCUUAAGUUGAACUGGAAUUGAGAGGCGUGUGGGUUUAAGACUGCAUAUCUAUGUUAUCUCCAACGCCAUCAAGAUGGUCCAAGUUCUAUCAGUUGUCCACCUAAGGUCUUGUUCACACUGCAGGGCAUUGCGAUUUUUUUUACCCGUAUGCCACCUGUAUCGGAUUCAUUCAUGUCCGUGUGACCGGUGCAAAUCUGAAUUUUUCAUAUCUGAUCAAGGCCUCUUUCGUACGUGGAUUUAAAUGAGAUAUACAGUACAGGCCAACAGUUUGGACACUUCAAUUCCAAGGAAUUGAUACACUUUUAGAUUCACAUUUCUUAUACCAACACUCAAAAACUGCACCGAUACCAGCUUUUUUCAGUAUCAUUAGCACCGAAGAGUCGGAUAGACGCGACUCUUCUUGCUGCGUGAGCACGAGCAGUCUGCCGUCCUAAAAAAGUCCACCAGUAUUACCUACAGCAGUGGUUCUCAAAUGGGGGUACGCGUACCCCUGGGGGUACUUGAAGGUAUGCCAAGGGGUACAUGAGAUUUUUUUUUUAAAUAUUGUAAAAAUAGCAACAAUUCAAAAAUCCUUUAUAAACCUAUCUUUUUUUUCCAAAUAGUUCAAGAAAGACCACAACAAAUGAGCAAUAUUUUGCACUGUUAUACAAUUUAAUAAAUCAGAAACUGAUGA